AUGACUUGCCAGUUUAGUCCCACUAGUGCUAUUGUCCGACGUUACCAUCGUGGGCAAAAUAUCGUCUUAAAUGGACUUGAUGGUCACUGGUAUAUCGACGGCUGGGAGUUCGAUGCUGCACCAAAUCCAAACCUAUGGGAAGAGAAAUAUGCCCUUCAAUCAUAUUGGGCAGCACAACUGAGUUUCCGAAGCGAACAUGCGCCAAACAUGAGUUUUAUAAGAAUUAUACAGCUGUUUCAAAAGGGCAAAGUUUCGAAUACAAUCCACCCCGAUAUAAUGGAUUUGAAGUUCGAUAUGGUAAACGAGUUCUUACGAAACUUAGAGGCACAGGCAAGAAGAAACGUGGAAAGCCGCGAGAUGGAGCUUUGCGAAGAAAUCAGAAACAACGAAUAUACUACUGUCGAAGAUAUUGAUAUGAUUGACGGAAUUAAAAUAAACAACGAAAGAACGCCAACGGGCCCAAUCAUAUCAACGGACGCAGAGGAGAUUAUGGCAUCAGUGAUCCGGCAAUUAUACAACGUUCAGCUUGGAUGA
Molecule: messenger RNA, 534 nt
Organism: Sclerotinia sclerotiorum 1980 UF-70
Lineage: Eukaryota; Fungi; Ascomycota; Leotiomycetes; Helotiales; Sclerotiniaceae
Exons: 1
Coding region: 1-534 (177 amino acids)
Source: RefSeq, a predicted model, not a curated record